AUGCCUGUGAAUAUUACAAACAGAGACAACUACGGGAAAACCUCGCGCAAAUUCUCCUGCGGACACGACCUAGGUCCCGAUUGUCCAUUUCCACCAUCGCAUCGGUACCAUGACCAUACACAAAGGGGAAACGAGAUCAAAUUCCACUUUCCAUGCAUGCAAUGUGACAACCGGGAAAUAUGGAAAGAUUUGAAAAUCAUCAAAAAUGAGACAGAUGCCGAGUUUGAGCGCUUGGAGAGUGAGAGCGAUGAACAGUUGCGGGAGGAGAUGGAAAAGAAGGCUAUCCUGAAUACUCAGCUGGUGCUGCGGAGACUUCUAUUCGGGUUCGAAGCCCGUUGGAACGAGGUGCCGCAGCCCGAUUCUCCAGAUCCAGGACCGGCACGGGCGUCGCAGACGACCCCGGAAGGUUUUCGACUGAGUGUCGACAACAAAUAUCUAGACCCUGACAAUGCGACGACCCUCGAGGAGCUUAUGGCCUAUAUGGACUCGUUACUCGCCGAGAAUCGUUGA
Messenger RNA from Rasamsonia emersonii CBS 393.64, 510 nucleotides. RefSeq lists its product as uncharacterized. The record is from RefSeq and is a predicted model, not a curated record. Lineage: Eukaryota; Fungi; Ascomycota; Eurotiomycetes; Eurotiales; Trichocomaceae. The transcript has a single exon. Bases 1 to 510 code for a protein of 169 amino acids.